UCAUAACUGUGAUCCUUAUAAAGUUAUCUGCAUAAGCCAGUUUCAUAGUGCCAUGUUCCAGAAACAGUUCAACCAACAAACAGUCCAUGAGUUCUUCAUUAACAUGCUUACAUGCUUCAUAGCAAUAACCCCCCUUUUCUUUCCUCUCCAUGUUUCCUAAUCCCUCAGUUACGUCUGCACCAAAAACUUCUCAGCCCCGGUUGUUUCCCUUUCCUUUUUUUUAAAUCUUAUUUCUUUGUCACCGAAGUCCUAAUAGAUUUGGUUUUUGGUGGGUUUGGGGGCAUUUUGGUAUGGAGGGCCUUAUGGGAACCUAGUGAAUUUGUCCAUUUUGUAUGACAGACCAUCUUUCUUUCUUUGGGCAGAAGUGAGAGGUUCCUCUUUCUCCUUCACUCCACAUCUAAUCCAGUCAUCUAAUGUAAAUGCAAUGCUUGAGGCUAGAGAUGGCACGGAGCCAACCAACCAGUUAGAAUAGAUUCUACCAUCUAACUUUUCUAGAACCUGCCCCUGCUCUCUUCCACACUAUCACAGCCCUAGUUUAGGAUUAGGAUGCCUUCGAGUCUUACAAGAAUUUCUUCAAUUCUCCUUUCAGGUCUUAGAGUUUUGCCACUUUAUAUUACAGCUAAACACAGAUCUUUCUAAAAUUGUUCUAGAAGUCAGAUCUGAGCACGUCUCAGCUUAGAGUAUUUAUGGUUUUCCAGCUGUCCUCAAGUCAAUCCAAGCCCCUAUUCCUAGCAUGUGAGCCCUCCCUGGGUGGCUCUGUGACCCUCUAGCUUCAUCCAUUUUUACAAACACCUUAACUAUAGGUAGUUCCCCACCAUGCCCCCCUCUGAGCCUUUGCUCAGGCUGUGCUGUCUGCUGGGGAUGCCUUUUCUUCUUCAACUACCUGACAGAUACCCACAUAUCUUUGAGAACUCGAAUUAGGAAUCACUACUCUAGGGAACCUUCUGACUCCCACCCUCCAAUGAGUGCUCCUUUCUUUGUGAAUCUCUGUUCCCCCAAUGGACUUUCACCUGCAAAAUCCCUGCAUCCAUUCCAUCUUCUUCUCUCCUAGGCUGGGCUCUGGUUGUGACUGGGUUCCUUUCUAUCACUGGCAGGCUGUACUGGGCUGGAUCCACCACAAACCCCAGUAAAUGUUAAAGGAAUGAAAGCACUCUCGUCACACUCUGUAGGGAGACCUGGUGCAUUGGAGUUAGAUGAACUUGAGUUAAACUACAAACACUCCAAGAGCUGUGUGCUCAUGGGCAAGUCAUUGGAAUUCUGAACCUCAAUUUCCUCAGCUCUGUCUACCUCUCAGUAUUCUGUGAAGUAACAUGUGAGGUGCCUGGUACAGUGCCUGGCUUACUAUAAGGGGUCAAAUAUGUAUCACUCUGGCAGCCAAGAAGCAGAGAAGGAAAAGGUGUCCAGUUAGUGAGCAGGGGGUCAGGAGUGGGAUGUAAGGGGGUAGGAAUACAAACCUCUGAGACCCCAGUGUGCUUGGGUUUCUAAAACUGCUGGUCACCUGCUUUGUUGUGAGCAGUCAAGUUAGGGGAUGGGAGUGAGGGUGACAGAUGACAGGUGCGAAGGCCAAGCCAACCCCUGCUGCUGGAAUGGACCAGCACCCAGUGACAUCACAAUCCUGAGUAGUUGCCCUGGCACUGCUGGAGGGGGACCCUCAUUUCUCUCCACGGAGCUCUAGGAUGUGGAUGUGAGAAAGGUGAGGACGAAGGCAGAUGGCGACAAGGGACAGCCUGAGCUCCAUACCCACGGGCAAGGCUCAUGGUGACACUGGAGAGGCAGGAACGCUGCCAGCUCCUGAUACUGGCAUUCGGGACACAAGUUCAGCCAAUCAGCCGAAGAUGAAGCCCAAGAAUGUGCACAAGAUUAAGGCGCUUAUUGUCGACCUGGGCUCGCAGUACUGUAAGUGUGGCUAUGCGGGAGAGCCGAGGCCCACCUACUUCAUCUCCUCCACGGUGGGCCAGCCCUGCGAGGCAGCUGAUGUGGGUGAUGCCCACAAGGAGAUCUAUGUGGGCCACGAGCUGCUCAACAUUGAGGCACCCCUGAAGCUGGUUAACCCUCUAAAACACGGCAUUGUGGUGGACUGGGACUGUGUCCAGAACAUCUGGGAGUACAUCUUCCACAAAGCGAUGAAGAUCCUCCCCGAGGAGCAUGCAGUGCUGGUCUCCGACCCCCCACUUAGCCCCAGCAGCAACAGGGAGAAGUAUGCGGAGCUCCUGUUUGAGACCUUUGGCAUCCCUGCCAUGCACGUGACGUCCCAGUCACUGCUGUCCAUCUAUUCCUACGGCAAGACCACAGGGCUGGUGGUGGAGAGCGGGCACGGUGUCUCACAUGUGGUCCCCAUCUCAGAAGGCAACGUGCUGCCAGGCCUGACUGGCCGUGUUGACUAUGCGGGGAGCGACCUCACUAACUACCUGCUGCAGCUGCUCAUCAAGGCCGGCCACAGUUUCACCAAGGACGACCACCUGCACAUCCUCGACCACAUCAAGAAGAUGUGCUGCUACUCGGCUUUCCAGCCUGAGGAGGAGCUUGGCCUGGACCUGGAGGAGCUGCGUGUGGACUACGAGCUCCCAGAUGGCAAGGUCAUCACCAUUGGCCAUGAGCGCUUCCAGUGUGCCGAGAUGCUCUUCAAGCCCACCCUGGUGGGAAGCAGCCAGCCCGGCCUCCCUGCACUCACAGCCACUUGCCUGGGCCACUGCCAGGAGGCGGGCUUCAAGGAGGAGAUGGCCGCAAAUGUGCUGCUGUGUGGUGGCUGCACCAUGCUGGAGGGCUUCCCUGAGCGCUUCCAGAGGGAGCUGAGCCUCUUGUGCCCUCGGGACAGCCCCGCAGUGGCCGCAGCUUCCGAGAGGAAGACCUCCGUGUGGACCGGUGGCUCCAUCCUGGCCUCCCUGCAGGCCUUCCAGCAGCUCUGGGUCAGCAAGGAAGAGUUUGAGGAGAAGGGCAGUACAGCUAUCCAUACCAAGUGCUGAGCGUGAGCUGACAGGCCAGGCCUCGUGGACAGGCGAACUCAGGCCACACUCUACAUUUACAGAAUUUCACAUAAAAAUUUUAACACAAUGGCUCUUGUCUAGUCCGGAUUUCUUGCUUUAGCCUGAUAGCAGAAGGUUCUGGGGAGUUGGGUUUAGAGGUAUCAGCACCUUUUGCUCUGUUGCAUCUGGAGCAGCAGGGGUGGGAGGUGGGUGGGAGGGCUCCUUACAGGCCCCUCCCCUCCUGGAGGUGACAUCUCAGAGCCCAGAGUUUGUCUUCCUGUUCCAUUAGCUCCUCAGGGUUCAAAACCCAAUUCAGCAGACACAUUGAUAGCUCAUCCAUGGACCAAGAGGGAAAUGAAAGCUCAGAUUAAGGACUAGCGUGGGUCAUGUAGUUAAGUGGUGGGGGGACACUCAAAACCAGGUGUCUGACUUCCUUCUCCUGUUUCUGCCAGAUGUGUGUCUGCCCAUAGCUUCAUCAAUUGCUUGAUUGCCCUGCUCCCUCACUAAACUCCCCUCACUGCCUGCCACCUUCAGAGGUGCAGCCCAUAGGUGUGCCUCUCCUGAGUGUGAGGGGCCUUUCCACUUCAGCCAAAAUUGCAACUUUUUUUGCAGUCACAAAGUAGAGCCACUGAAUCCAGAGGAUGUCGGAGGAACCAGAAGGUCCCUUGGAAAUGAUGUGGUUCUCUCCCUCCUGUAGAGGUGGGGAAACUGAAGACCAGGAAGGAGGGGGCCAUGUCAGUGGAUGAGUCCAGGUCUUCUGUCCCAGGUCAUGAUUAUUUCCAGAAGGGCAAAGUGGUUGUUUUAGUUUGGGCUGCUAUAACAAAAUACCACAGACCAGGUGGCUAUAAACAAUAGAACUUUUAUUUCUUACAGUUCUGCAGACAAAGUCUAAGAUUAGGGUGCCAGCAGAGCCAGGUUUUAGUGAAGGCCCUCUUCUGGGUUGCAAACUGCUGACCUCUUGCUGAGUUCUCACAUGAUGGAAGGGAUCUUUUAACUAAUUUAAAGAAUCAAUUUACAAAUACCUGUAUUAGUGAAGUAAAAUGAGUCAUUGCUUUUAUUUAUGAGAAAUGUACUAUUCUGGAAGGUUUGAUUAUAGUUUAGAUUAUUUACAAGUAAAUGAAAAUGUCAAAUAUGUAUGUGCCCUUUUCUUAUGAAAACAUCAAGUAGUUCUUCCCAUACUCACAAUUUUAUUGCAUGCUUGGUAACUUAAUUUUCCAUUCAGAAAUGUUCCUUCUGCAUUGAAGCUAAUUUGUGUAGCAGGCAGGUAGAAAAGCAAACAGGAAUUUAGGGUAAUCAUUCCUAAUUUACUUAUAGUCAUGCUUUUGUGUCACAAAAGUGAUGUUAAAAUAUUAUGUACUUUGCCAAACUUAGUUUUGCUAUUAAAAUUUUGAUUCUAUGGCUGGCUACCUGGAAAGAAAUUUUGGAUUACUAUUAAAAGUAUAGUUUUUUUUACUUUGAAAAAUAUAUACUUAACUAGGGCUCCUGCGAAAUUCGUGCACUCGGAGGCAGGGGUGUCCCUCAGUUCGGCCUGCUCCCUCUCAUAGUCCAAGAGCCCUCAGUGGAGUGGGCCUGCGUCGUCAGUUGGACAUCCUUAGCGCUGCCACGGAGGUGGAAGAGACUCCUGACACUGCCACUGUGCUCGCCAGCCGUGAGUCUGGCUUUUGGCUGAGUGGCGCCUCCCCUGUGGGAGCGCACUGACCACCAGGAGGAAGCUCCUGCAUUGAGCAGGAUCAGGCCGAAACCGGCUCUCUGACAUUCUCCGAGGAGUCCUGGAUUGCGAGAGGGCACAGGCCAGGCCAAGGGAUCCCACUGGUGCACGAUCGGACCUGGAGGGACACGGGAGGUUGGCCAGCCAGGGAAGGACCACGGGAGGGCUCCAGGGCGUGUCCAGCCUGUCUUGCUCAGUCCCGAUCGGCUGGACCCCAGCAGCAAGCUAACCCCUACCAGUCAGAGCGUCUGCCCCCUGGUGGUCAGUGCACUUCAUAGCGACUGGUUACUGGUUGACUGUCUGCCCCCUGGUGGUCAGUGCACAUUGUAGCAAGCGGUUGAGCGGCCUUAUUAUAUCAUUAGCAUAUUAUGCUUUGAUUGGUUGAACAGAUGACCAGACAACCGGACACUUAGCAUAUUAGGCUUUUAUUAUAUAGGAUGUUAAGAACAUUCCACUAUAAAAAUGGUUCCAAAAGUUUUUCAUUUCUUGGCUACUAUAAAAAUUCUGUAUAGAUUAUAAUAAAAACAU
Messenger RNA from Myotis daubentonii (Daubenton's bat), 5199 nucleotides. RefSeq names its product actin-like protein 7B. Lineage: Eukaryota; Metazoa; Chordata; Mammalia; Chiroptera; Vespertilionidae. The record is from RefSeq and is a predicted model, not a curated record.